Molecule: messenger RNA, 2526 nt
Organism: Aspergillus tanneri
Lineage: Eukaryota; Fungi; Ascomycota; Eurotiomycetes; Eurotiales; Aspergillaceae
Product: glycosyltransferase
Exons: 8
Coding region: 1-2526 (841 amino acids)
Biological process (GO): carbohydrate metabolic process
Molecular function (GO): hexosyltransferase activity; UDP-glycosyltransferase activity
Source: RefSeq, a predicted model, not a curated record
AUGGCAUCCGGUGUAGCACCUGCGCCUAAUACUCCAGUGUCCCUCCCUCCACAGGUAGGAGAUCGGCCACAGCGCCGGGCAUCCGCUACUGAUGGCCUAGAAUCACAAGCACAUAUCACCGACGAUGGACGCCUAGAGAUCGAACUCAAAGACGACGACCCGCAGGUAGCCGACCUGGUGCAUGCUCUCAGGCGUCAGCCAACUCGUCGCCCUUCAGAAGCCGCGAAAGCAGAUGUAACUCAUUUCCCUAUCAAGCUUAAUGUGGUUAUCCAUGUCGUGGGAUCGCGUGGUGACGUCCAACCGUUCAUCGCGCUAGGUAAUGCAUUGCAAAAACAUGGCCACCGUGUAAGAUUGGCGACACAUCUAGUAUUUAGGGACUUCGUCAAGGAAAAUGGGUUGGAAUUCUUCAAUAUCGGCGGCGACCCGUUUGAACUAAUGUCGUUUAUGGUUAAGAACCCCAAUCUGAUCCCGAAGAUGCAAACCCUCAUAGGUGGUGAUGAGCCUGUGACCGCGCCGGCAUUUGUGGCAGACGCUAUUAUCGCGAAUCCACCAAGUUUUGCACAUGUUCACUGCGCGGAGAAGAUGGGCAUUCCACUUCAUUUAAUGUUCACAAUGCCAUGGUCUCCUACUCAAGCCUUCCCGCAUCCAUUGGCCAAUAUUCACCCUCGCAAUGUAAAGCCCUCUGUCGCUAAUUUUGCCUCCUACGCUAUAACAGAAAUGGUAAUUUGGCAAGGUGUAGGCGAUCUGAUUAAUGAUUUCCGCCGCUUUGAGCUGGGCCUGGAGCAACUAGAUGUUAUGCGUGCGCCGAGUCUAAUCCACCGGCUACAUAUUCCUUUUACAUAUCUCUGGUCACCAUCCUUUCUCCACAAGCCAGAUGACUGGCACGACCACAUUAACAUAGCCGGCUUUAACUUCCUCUCGGCGAAUAAAGGUUACACGCCUCCCCCAGAUCUAGUCGAGUUUCUCGAAGCCGGGCCUCCACCAAUAUACAUUGGAUUCGGCUCAAUUGUGGUAGAUGAUCCAGAUGCUCUUACACAGACAAUCUUAGACGCAGUCGGAAUGACUGGCCAACGAGCUCUCAUCUCCAAAGGCUGGGGAGGAUUCGGGGCCGACCAGAUCAACCGAUCUGACGUGUAUUUUCUUGGAAGUGUGCCCCAUGACUGGUUAUUCCAGCGAGUAUCCUGUGUGAUUCACCAUGGUGGAGCCGGAACAACUGCAACAGGUCUUGCUUUCGGACGACCAACUACCAUUGUCCCAUUCUUUGGUGACCAGCCGUUCUGGGGCACUUUGGUGGCGCUUAACGGCGCAGGGCCCUCGCCAAUCCCUAUCAAGAAGCUAACUGCAGAACUUCUGGCUGAUGCCAUACAUUUCUGUUUAAAGCCUUCUGCGGUCGAAAAGGCACAGAGGCUAAGUGAGAACAUCCGAGCAGAGGAUGGUGCGCGCACCGGCCUAGAGAGUUUCCACCGCCACCUCCAGCAGGAUCUCCGCCUUAUUCAGUGCUCAUUGUGUCCUGACCGUCCGGCUGUCUGGCGUGUCCGACGAACAAAGAUAAUCUUAAGUACAUUUGCGGCUACAGUUCUGGUCCAGGGGAACAAGCUCGACCCAAAGGACGUAAAGCUAUACCGCACAAAACGCUACACCCUUGAACACGGUUGCGCGGCCACCGAUACCUUCACAGGAGCCAUGAGCAAUUUCAUCACCGGUCUUGUCGACUUCCCCGUGAACGUGGUGCAAAACAUCGCCCAGCCCGCCUCAGACCGCUUCGCUGAAAAUUAUAACCUUUAUUCCUGUGAAGAUCGCUCAGCAGCCAUACGCACACCGGCCGUCACUGUUAUGGACUCGGCAUCACCCAGAAUAUCUUCACAGGGAGAAGGUACGCAGAACAACGACGACACAAAGUCAAUACUCAGCCUUUCGUCUGCGUUUACAACACAAUCCCAGGUUGAUGCACCUUCCAUGAAUAUCAGGAGGAGCCCGUUGCAGAGUAUAGCCACUAACACGGCUUACACGGGCCGACGGGUUGCGAACUGGGUGAUUGAAGUACCUAUGGGUGUUACGGUUCUGUUGUCUCAAACCUUUCACCAUGGGCCUAGGUGGUAUCAUGAUCGGACGGUGAGGGAGACGCCGGAGGUGGAUGGUGUAAGGUCUGGAUUUGUCGCCGCAGGGAAGGAAUUUGGCUAUAGCUUCUACGACGGUAUCAUCGGUAUCGUGACUCAGCCUAUGCAGGGGUGGAGGGACGAGGGGUUUGGGGGAAUGGCCAAAGGGAUAGGUAAGGGUGUAGGGGGUAUAAUUCUCAAACCUCAAGCUGGAAUGUGGGGACUGCUUGGCUACCCGUUGAACGGGAUUCAUCGAGGCAUUGAACGCUCCUAUGGCGCGAAGCGAAAAAAUUAUAUUGUACACUCACGGAUUCGACAGGGACUUGCUGAGUCGGAGUCUGCUUCCCAGGAAGAGAGGGACUCUGUGCUGGAGAAAUGGAGGGCUUACGAGAAAGGAGUUGGUAUAAAGCACGAAAAGCAGCCGAGGUGA